Messenger RNA from Fusarium coffeatum, 1464 nucleotides. RefSeq lists its product as uncharacterized. Lineage: Eukaryota; Fungi; Ascomycota; Sordariomycetes; Hypocreales; Nectriaceae. The transcript has a single exon. The record is from RefSeq and is a predicted model, not a curated record. The coding region runs from base 1 to 1464 and encodes 487 amino acids.
AUGGUACAAGACGGCGUUAUCAACUUGAGCGAGGCUCUCUCAGCGUUACCUCCAGUCCCUGCCUCCCACAAGCAACUCCGCACCCAAACAAAAACCACCAUUCAGGACAAAUCAUCACCAGCUCCUGUGCUAGUUAUCCUUGACGACGACCCAACUGGUACCCAAACCUGUCACGAUAUCACGAUUCUCACCGUAUGGGAUGUCCCAACCAUCGUCUCAGCCUUCAAACAAGUCGGAACCGGCAAUGGCUUCUUCAUCCUCACAAACUCACGCGCUCUCCAUCCCCCUCAAGCACGUGAUCUUAUGCUUGAAAUAUGCACCAACCUGAAAUCGGCCUCUCAAGAAGUUGGUCUUCCGUACGAGAUUGUGCUCCGUGGUGAUUCUAUCCUCAGAGGUCAUUUCCCUCUCGAGCCCGAAGCCGUGGAACACGUUAAUGGACCUUCUGACGCCUGGAUUCUAUGUCCUUUCUUUCUUCAAGGUGGACGUUACACCAUGAACGACAUUCAUUACGUUCAUGAAGGCAACCAUCUGAUCCCAGCUGCGGAUACACCAUUUGCCAAGGAUGCUACAUUCGGCUAUAAGAGUUCCAAUCUGCGGGAUUAUGUUGUGGAAAAGUCUAAGGGCCAAAUUCCACAGAGCAAUAUCGACUCUAUUGACCUCGAGACUAUUCGGGUUGGAGGACCGGAUGCUGUUUUCCAGAAGAUUAUGCAGCUGCCUAAGCGAAAGAAGACACCUGUCGUGCUGGUCAUUAACGCCGCGGCCGAUGAGGAUAUGGAUGUAGUCAUCACAGCACUGCUAAAGGCUUCUCAACAGGGAAAGAAAUUCUUAUACCGCACAGGUGCUGCUUUUGUUUCAUCACGCCUCGGAAUUUCGUCCAUACCUCCUCUGUCGGCUUCUCAGUUGGGUCUAUCCAAGGACGUCGGUGGUCUGAUCAUUGCAGGAUCAUACGUCCCCAAGACCACUGCACAGCUGGACUCUCUGGUUACCAAGUCAGGCGACAAACUAACAACGAUUACGCUCAACGUCAAGGAGCUACUCAAGUCCGAUGACUCGGCCAAGAAAGACGUCGCAAACGCCAUCGAACUGGCAUCUGAAAAGAUCAAGAAUGGCCACGACGUGUUGGUUAUGACGAGCAGAGAGCUUAUUGUCGGAAAGGAUGAGGUGGAGAGCCUGGACAUUGGAUCAACAAUAGCCAAGGCGUUGGUCUCUUUCCUUCAGAACCUGGAGCAGAAGCCGAGAUACAUUGUUGCCAAGGGAGGUAUCACGUCGUCUGAUAUGGCGACUAAGGGGUUGAGAAUGAAGAGGGCUCUCAUCGUGGGGCAGGCUGCUCCUGGUGUUCCGAUGUGGCGAUGCGAUGAGCCGGAGUCUAAAUGGCCGGGGCUGAAUUAUGUUGUCUUCCCAGGAAAUGUUGGUCAUAAUGAUAGCCUGUACGAAGUUGUUAGGCAGUGGAGGGAGUUUAAGUAG